Molecule: messenger RNA, 1764 nt
Organism: Exophiala bonariae
Lineage: Eukaryota; Fungi; Ascomycota; Eurotiomycetes; Chaetothyriales; Herpotrichiellaceae
Exons: 1
Coding region: 1-1764 (587 amino acids)
Biological process (GO): purine nucleotide biosynthetic process; purine nucleobase biosynthetic process
Cellular component (GO): cytoplasm
Molecular function (GO): amidophosphoribosyltransferase activity
Source: RefSeq, a predicted model, not a curated record
AUGUGUGGCAUUCUGGCUCUUAUUCUCGCCAACAGUUCCUCCACCUCUGCCGCAGUUGAUCUACACGAAGCCCUCUACCUCCUUCAACAUCGUGGUCAAGAUGCCUGCGGAAUCGCGACCUGUGCGACUGGUGGAAGAAUAUAUCAAUGCAAAGGCAAUGGUAUGGCUGCAAAAGUCUUCCAAGACGGCUCAAGAAUUGUCGAUCUGCCUGGCUUUAUGGGAGUCGGUCAUUUAAGAUACCCAACUGCUGGAAGCAGUGCCAAUGCCGAAGCACAACCAUUUUAUGUCAACAGCCCGUACGGGAUCUGCCUUGCACACAACGGCAAUCUGAUCAAUGCGCCCGAACUGAAAAGAUAUCUCGACAUCGAAGCACACAGACACAUCAAUACUGAUAGCGACAGCGAACUUAUGCUCAAUAUAUUUGCGAAUGAACUCAACGAAACGGGAAAAGCCCGUGUGAACGAUGAUGAUGUUUUCGCCAGCCUUAGCCGGAUGUACGAUAGAUGCAAAGGUGGAUGGGCAUGUACUGCAAUGAUUGCUGGCUAUGGCAUUAUUGCAUUCCGAGAUUCGUUCGGUAUUCGGCCCCUGGUCAUCGGGUCCAGAAACUCUCUCGAUGGACCUGGUAAAGACUAUAUGGUAGCUUCGGAGUCCGUGGCACUAGAACAGCUCGGCUUCAAAGUCAUUCGUGAUGUCAUGCCUGGAGAGGCCGUUAUUGUUCAAAAGGGACAUGAACCAGUCUUCCGCCAAGUCCAAAAGCAGAUUGGAUAUGCACCCGAUAUCUUUGAGUAUGUCUAUUUCGCUCGUCCUGACUCGGUAAUGGAUGGUAUCAGCGUUCAUCGAAGCCGUCAGCACAUGGGUGCACGGCUUGCGGAGCGGGUCAAGAAGACACUCAGCCCACAAGAGUUGGACGAGAUCGAUGUGGUUAUUCCGAUCCCAGAGACUUCUGUCACCUCAGCAUCUCUCGUGGCCCAAGUGCUUGGAAAAGAAUAUUGUCACGGAUUUGUCAAGAACCGCUACGUGUUCAGGACAUUCAUCAUGCCUGAACAGAAGGCCAGGCAGCGAGGUGUCCGACGCAAGCUCAACGCGAUGGCUAUGGAGUUUAAGGGUCGAAAUGUUCUACUAGUCGAUGACAGUAUUGUACGCGGGACCACAAGCCGUGAAAUCGUCAACAUGGUACGUGAAGCUGGGGCCAAGAAGGUGCAUAUUGCUAGCUGUGCACCACCAAUCACCCACGCCCACAUCUACGGAAUUGAUCUCGCCUCGCCAUAUGAGUUGGUUGCACACAAUUAUCCUGGAGCAGAGGCGAUUGCCAAACACAUCGGUGCUGACAGUGUGGUUUACCAGUCGCUCGAAGAUCUCAAGGCCGCCUGCGUUGAUGCAGCUCGGGAAGCCAAUAGCGAAAAUGCGCCUCAGAAUUUUGAAGUGGGAGUCUUUUGCGGUUCAUAUGUCACUCCGGUAGACCAAACAUACUUUGAGCAUCUUGAGCGGAUCCGUGGGCAAACCAGAAAGUUCAAGGUCAUGGAUGAAGCACGACGCGCAAUUGCUCAAGGGAUUGCUGGCCAUGAUCAGAUUCAAAUGGCGACCAAUGGCGUUGUUGUCAGUGAAAAGGGUACCAUUGUUCCAGCUCAGAACGGAGAGAUGUUGACUCCCUCAAUCAAUACCAAUGGCCAUGACCAACGGCCUUCACAGGAAGAUGAAAGUCCAUCGGUUCGUGAUCGCAUGGAUAUUAGCCUUCAUAACUUGGGAGACUUCCCAGAUACAUGA